AUGACUUGUACUUCGUUAAUUUUCGCUUUCUUCAUUCUUUCUUCGGUGGCUGCUCGUUCGCCUUUGUUCAAUCCACACAACUCCCGGCCUCGUAUUCCUCACAUCGAUGAACCUGAUGAGAGCCAGCCUGUCUACCACUUUACUAGCGGCCAACAGAUUUCUUCGUAUGGCGAGACUUACUACUUCGACCAGCUCGUGGACCAUACGGACCCAACUAAGGGCACAUUCAAGCAACGUUAUUGGCACAAUUACGAGUUCUACGAACCGGGCGGUCCUAUAGUCCUGAUGACCCCGGGGGAAGAGUCCGCAAAGGGAUUCACUGGAUACCUCACCAAUGGCACAAUAUCUGGUAUGAUCGCACAAGCCACCAAAGGUUCCACGAUCGUCAUCGAGCACCGGUUCUUCGGCGAUUCAAAUCCCCAUCCCGACCUUUCCGUACAGAGCCUUCAAGUACACACUAUUGAGCAGGCAAUCGAGGACCUCGCCUAUUUCGCGAAAACCGUCAAGCUGCCGCAGCCGGAUGGUGAUAAGCUCGCACCUGGAAAGGCGCCUUGGAUUUUAGUAGGAGGGAGUUACUCAGGAGCUCUCGUGAGCUAUACCAUGCACACGCAUCCGGAGCUGUUCUAUGCAGGUUAUGCAUCUUCUGCCGUCGUCCAAGCCAUCGGGCAUUUCUGCAAGUACUUCGAGCCUGUACGGGAAUGGAUGCCAGCCAAUUGCUCAGCAGACGUUCAGGCGGUGAUUCAAUACGUCGAUUCGGUAUUGGAUUCAGGCAACACUCGUGACAUCGCAGACAUCAAGGCAAACUUCGGUCUUCAGGACGUCAUUCAUCUUGAUGACUUCGCAGCUGCUUUGAAGGCCGUUUUCGAAGAUUGGCAGAGCAAUUCAAUGACUUCAAGGUCCAACAGCUUCUACGAGUUUUGUGACGCCCUCGAGGUUGGGCCGAAUGGCUGGCAUGCACCCGCCUCGGGCUGGGGAUUAGAAGCCGCCUUACAGGCCUGGGGAAAGUAUUGGAACGAGACUUUGUAUCCAUCCAGAUGUGGUAAACUUGAUGCUGAAUCAUGCAUUGGAUCGCACAACCCGGAUUCUCCUCACUGGACUAAUGCGUCUCUGCCCAACAGCAACCGCUCGUGGAAUUGGAUGAUUUGCAAUCAGUUCGGUUUCUGGCAGGUUGGUGCCCCCGAAGGGACCCCUCGCAUCGUGUCCAGCUACCUGACGGCGGCUCACAACGAACGUUUAUGUCAGUAUGAGUUCCCUGGUGCCUUCUGGGGCCUCAAGAAAGUCAGCCUUCUGAACGCGCUGACUGUCGACAAGACUUACGGCGGGUGGGAUACGACCACAGAGCGUCUCAUCUUCGCGAAUGGAGAACGCGACCCCUGGCGCGAGGCAACUGUCGCGGCGGCACUUGCGACGCGCAACUCCACCGAUCUCCAGCCCCACUUACUGAGUGACGGGUUUCACUGUUCAGACAUGUCGCGCGGAUCUGCCAUCAGCCCCCGUAUAGCGGCUGUACAGAAGCAGGCGCUCCAGUACAUGACGCAGUGGCAUGCCGCUUGGAAACCGUCUGCGGCUACGUGAAAGCACAACGACGGAACCGGCUCCGACGGAUUCGAUCUUGGACAGCUUUCUCCCAGUUUAUAGUAUGUAUGCAUGGGUAAUUGUUGAUACUGCUAUGGCACAUUCUCUUGCUUUCGAG
Molecule: messenger RNA, 1693 nt
Organism: Dichomitus squalens LYAD-421 SS1
Lineage: Eukaryota; Fungi; Basidiomycota; Agaricomycetes; Polyporales; Polyporaceae
Product: peptidase S28
Exons: 11
Coding region: 1-1575 (524 amino acids)
Biological process (GO): proteolysis
Molecular function (GO): serine-type exopeptidase activity; dipeptidyl-peptidase activity
Source: RefSeq, a predicted model, not a curated record